AUGCUUGAGGCCAUUUGUUUCGAUUCAAACAACAUUAUAUCCUACUUGAUUAUCCUAUUCGCUCAGUGUUUAUCCACUGAGGGUACCUGCAACCACAUGCCUUUCUAUGAAUAUUCCACCGUCUAUUCUGCAGUGCCCAACACAGACAGGAAUGACAAACGCAUAUGGAUUGACGAUGAAUCGAAGGCAUCGGAAAUGGUAUACUGGCGUGUGAAACGUGACUCCAAGGUGGAAUACGUGAAGAUACACAAUGUUCAGACAAACACGGUCCAGCUGGAAUGCAUGCUAGAACCUCCACCACAGGCAUUCUGCUGCUUGGACAACAUUCAUGAGAACGAGAUCGCCAUGCUGGCGGAAUGCAGUCAGAAAGUGUUCAAAAGUAUGAUCACCGAAAAUGACUAUAGGUUGGCGUAUGUGAACAGUGGAGGGAUAAGUUGGAAACACUUGGUUGUGACAAUAUACCUGAGAACACCACAAGGUAUGAGGCGAUAUUUUUUCGGAUGGCCUCAUUAUAUGAAGAGAUUAGUCUGCUCAGAAAUCGCUUCCAUGGGAAACUUCGUCAGUCCUCGUCGGUUAGAAUGGUUCUUCAGUGGAAGCGAACAACACAAGUUGACCUAUGCACAGUUUUACGCAGCCCAAGGAAGAGUACUCGCUGGUGAGACUAUCAUGCUCUCGAUCACUGCUUUUCUCAGACCUGGAGAUAGCCUACACGCUUAUGUGGUUAGUUUUAACGAAGACCAUGGUUCAUUCUCACUGACUGCUUUGCAAGGGAUUGCAGAACGCCCUGUCCAAUCUGAUGUCUACCAGUUUACGGAAAGUGUUCAACUUAUGCCCGAUUACACAACUAUGGUCCGACAAAAACAGUUCGGCCACAAGCUUCGACUUGAAGAUCGAGCCGUACUAGUACUGGCUGGUCGUGUCGGAUCUCGAGAAGAGAAAAUUCUCUAUGACUUAUUCCACAAUUGGAUAGUCAAGAGAAAACCGGUAGAAUUUGUGUGGUCCGAAUUUCAUUCUCCUGGAAUUAGAAUUCUUCCAGUGAUGACUGCCGAAUAUUCGGUCGCCACACCGGGAAGAACAAUAAAAAUUAGUGUUUCGGUAGAACAGCUGGAUAAUAUAAUUUGUUCUCGGUAUGAUAAGAAAUCAGGCACAUACGUGGUUACAAAACGUCUCACUGCAUCGUCGGAAAUUUUUCGAAUAUCUAUGCCUUCUGUUAUUCCCUCAGACACUGGCAUCUAUCAGUGCGGCCUUGGAGAAUCUAUUGGAUCUUCAGCUAGCGUAUGGGAGGAAUUUGAAGAGGUUAGUUAUGACGAAGACAAGGUAACAGAUGCAGGUGGGAAACAAUCGCCAAAAGUUCUUGACCAUCAGAUUGUGAUUGUCUUACCAGAGCAGAGGCAAUUAAGUAUCGGUGUGGAAUGGCGGAUCGCAGUUCCAGAGGAUAACUGGGCACCAGAUGAAGAGGAUCCAGUUCAUGAACGGGAUAUUUUUGUGUUCACAGAAAAAAAUCCUCCAUUCAUUGUGUGUGCCGUCACCCUAUCCGCGUAUUACGACAACUUUGAGGGUCUGACGGCGACUGACAGAGUGGUAAAUCUUCCAGUUGCAAGCAAGCUGACCAUGGUUGACUCUCAAAUACAACAGUUACCAGAUGAUAAAGCUCGCAUUGUCAGAGCGUACACCAUCGAUUCGCACAUCUUCGGGGAUUCGCCCAAUCUACAUCGAGCCAGUUGUGUAUACCAAUACACGCCAUCCAUUGGACUUGCUCGGACAGAUUAUUUCACUGACCCUGAUAAGCGCACACUAACAGCAAAUCUGUCGUUCUAUUAUGUUCGCGCGUUUGAACCGGACAUUUUCGGUAUGACCAUCAAUACAUCUAGCCCUGGGGUGACUUCGGCCUUGCGCCAGUUCAAGUUGAUGCUCAAUAGGACCUACAACACGCUUGACUUCCCAAGUGUUUCAACACGUAUUUCAGGAGAACUGAGUGGCGCAUUUCAAGCAGUUGGUCGUGAUUCUGUUGACAAGAUAUUCAUAUGGACAGCUUCAGGCAUAGGGUCGGAUCUGGUGGAACUAUGUAAGUGGACUAAAACAAAACUGACGUCAGAUGUUCCAAAAACUCAACUGUCAAACGUGACUACGCACGGUGAAUAUAUGAAUUUAUGGCAUUACCAAUUCGUCUGCCAAAUACGUGAGACAGCCGGAUGUGUGGUGCUUAGUGCUAUCGACACGGAUAGAAAGGUCAUGGGUUCGGAACUUAUAAAGAUAGCAGAAGUUUUACGUCCUGUUCUUUGUAAUUUGACUGGCAAUACUCAGUUGAUGGAGCUUCCACGGUUGAAUCUACCCACACAGAUCCAUCGACUCGUUGUUCUCAAUUCGGAGGUCACGAAACGUCCAGAAGUUGAUGGGGUUAGGCCAGUAUUGGAUAGCAGUUGGAUUACAGCGGACGAACCUAGGCUGUUGGACAGGUUCAUUCAUUCCGGUCAGCGAACAUGGCGUGCGGUGGAUUUCCAUAGGUCAGGAUCUGUGACCCGAUUGCUAGAGGAUACCUACGGAUUUGAUUUGCAUGCUCAAGUGGAGUCUUCAAACGCAUCCUUCAAAAUCUGGGCUGCUUACAAAUCCAAAGAAGGUAUUUCUGUCUGGGAAUGUGAUGCGUCGCCAACAGAAGUGAUGGUGACCAAUUCUAGUUCAAGCCACCCGUUCCUACUCAACACAUCGUUUAGCUGUGCACUCCAAGCGGAAUAUCAAGCAUUGAUUUUUCUUGCAAUCAAUGAGCAUGUUCCUAAAAUAGAGAGGAAGGUGGAAAUGGUUUUGAUAAAUGAAUUGUCGAGAAUGAUUUCCUAUUGGUUAGCGAACCCUAAUAGUACAGUCGCCAUUGGUGUAGAGGAGUACAUCCCUGUGCAUUUCACCUAUCUCAUACAAAAACUGAACUUGGGCUGGCAUGGUAUCGUACCUGAGAGUACUGAAUGGUCUAUACUUUUGUCUGGGACCAGAAACUUGGAAGAAACAUGGCUUCGGUGUUGGCAUUUUCAGUUAAAUAUGUCUGUGAUGACCACACAAACGUUUGAUUGUGGACAAGCAGUAGCAAGUUUAAAUUCCACUUCGGCUAAGCCUGGAGAUUCUGGUGUGUAUAAGUGUAUUAGGGGGCAGUGUGGUCCAACCAAUACAACAACAGUUGCACUGGAAUCGCGACUUCUACUGGUAUACCCUACUGUUGAACGAGUGUACACCUACUUCGCAUACGUUAAUAAGACGUUAGAUGAACUUGUCAGUGGUGCUGAGCAAAAAGAACGCCCCAGAUUGGCAGGGAGACAACCAGGCUUUAUAUAUUGCAUGCAUGCUUCACCCAAGGGAUACAUACCUCUGAACAGAGUUAACUUGCGUCUGAUGGCCAAAUGUGAUGGGAAACUGGAAAGUGAUGAACUACUGCCAUUCCACCGGGUAUCUUAUAAAUCAUACCAGAAAGAACAUGGACUUUUUGAUUUGGCGCAAUAUGAUAUCACGCAACAUCGAUUUAAGAACGGAUGUAACUUGGUAAUUGCAAGAUGUUUUCUACAGUUUCGUGAUGAGCUGGUUACGGAGUACAACAUGAACGGUAUCCCAGCAGAGACAAUGUCAUCAUCGUUAUUGGUAGAAGUGGACAAUUUUUCGAAUCCUGUGAUUUUUCGUGAAUGGAUAAACACGGAAGAUUCGAACUUGAGGCGAGCGAUCAGUAUGGCCACAUUGGAUCCUCUGUCCUAUCUCCAGAUUCAGGAUGCUGUAGAGUUCCAUUUUCACGAAGCUAAGCAGCAUACUCUGGACUUUUACGUGUCUCCUCGUAACACUGCUCUGGCUGUUCAUCUUUAUUUUAACGAUGGCGACUCGCUGCUUUUAACCACAUGUGUUUCAGUCUCUCGGCAGAUGGUAACUCGGGAGUCUGCUCCGCAGGAUAUGAUAGGCCAUUACGAAAAGCUACAGGAGGCGAUUGACAAACAGCUGUUGUUGGUACGAUUCAAAUGUCAUAUCAAACCAGAACAUGUUGGACUGAGUAUCAUUAUUCACACGGACGCAAAACAUAUGGGAGAGGUUGAAGAGACAAUCCACCAUUUGGUUCAGUAUCGGGACAGGCAUACUGCCAAGAUGAUUCAUGGAUGGGGCUCGCGGCAUUUGUACUUGAAUCUUGUGUAUCAAGUGCCGAAGCCGCCACCGAAUCCAAAAGAACGCAUACCGCUAUCUGCCUCGGUUUUGUUCAAUGAUGACCCAGAAGUUCCCGAAGUUCCCAUGACAGAUGAGGAAGUAAACUGUGGCUGA
Molecule: messenger RNA, 4278 nt
Organism: Opisthorchis viverrini
Lineage: Eukaryota; Metazoa; Platyhelminthes; Trematoda; Opisthorchiida; Opisthorchiidae
Exons: 1
Coding region: 1-4278 (1425 amino acids)
Source: RefSeq, a predicted model, not a curated record